This is a messenger RNA of Ornithodoros turicata, 489 nucleotides long. RefSeq names its product putative nuclease HARBI1. The coding region runs from base 1 to 489 and encodes 162 amino acids. Lineage: Eukaryota; Metazoa; Arthropoda; Arachnida; Ixodida; Argasidae. The transcript has 4 exons. The record is from RefSeq and is a predicted model, not a curated record.
AUGGCAGUCACGCAGAGCACCAUCGGCAAGGUGCUCUUCAACGUGGCGAAUACCAUAGUGCUACGGCUGGCACCACUGUGGAUACGAUUCCCGACCGAACCCGACGAGAUCCGCGAGGUCAUGCGGGUGUUCAAGACCAAAUGGAGAUUGCCCGGCGUGAUUGGCUGCAUCGACGGGUCGGCCAUUGGAAUCCUGGCACCAUCUGAGAGGAGCGGGCAGUACCAAAAGAGUGCUUUCUUCUGCCGCAAAAAGUACUUCGCUAUCAAUGCCAUGAUCCACAGUGAGCUGAAACGCGAGCUGUCCUGGAGGCACUCUGACGAACCCCACUUCCUCCUAGGUGACAGUGGCUAUCCAUUGCAACCGUGGCUGCUGACGCCGUUGCCUGGAGACCCCAACACACCGGAGGCCCGAUACAACAGACGCCACAAAGGGGUGCGCGGCGUAGUGGAUAAAUACAUCGGACUGCUGAAGUCAAGGUUUCGCAAGUGA